UCUAUAUAAACCGUCUGGGUCGAGGGAGAUACACAAGGCAGCCGGCUGCAUUAGGGUUUUGGAGCUUCUGCUUUUCCGAUCUCAUCAAUUUCACAGUAACAUUAUUGAUUCAGAUCCACCUCCCGUUCAACCAAACCAUGAAAACGACCGACGACGACCUCUAUUGCAAGAAGUAUUUCAGGAAGGGGCUGACCGUUUCCACAUCCUCCUUCUUCCUCACCAAACUAUACGUAGUGCCACGCCGCAUAGCAACCUCGGCGCCGAUCUUUCUCUCGCCUUUCUUCCAGAUCUACGUCAUGGCGGCGGCACUCGCGCUCCAGGCGUUGGUGGAAGCCCUAGUCCGCCCCCGACCCGACAAACCGCUAGGCCGGCGGAUCAAGCUCCUGCUCGAUCUCGCGUGCCUGCAAGCAGCCCUCCUCGCGCGACACUACUACGAUUCCGCCAAUUUCUCCGAUCGCGACCUCACCAACAGGCUGCUCAUCAUCCGGAUCGACCUCUUCUCGCUGGUUGUCAGCGCCAGCGUGGUGGUCUACGGCGCGUUCUUCGCGUUCCUGUGCUCCCCGGACGUCAGGGUCCGGAAGGAUCUGCUUGUCGUCGUGCUGAUGCAGAGCCUUGUGUACUGGAUUCCGGACGGGUUUAUGGCCAUGGCUUUGGCGAUUCAGUGUUGUGUUUUGCUCAUAUGUGUUAGGUAUCACCGGUACCAGUACUCUGCUCUGCCGACUCCUCCACCUCAAAGUCCGGAGAAGAAGAAGAAGAAGAAGAUGAAUUGGUUUGUCGAGUUGAUGGCCAGGCUUGGUGGGUUGGGCUUGGUUGUUUGCCUUUUAGUACUUUUUAUUAAGCCUGCUUUUGAGUCACUUAGUAUAUGGGACUUGACCAUUUGACAACACUAUAUUUGCUGUUAGUAGUUGCUGGCUCUGAGGGGUUAUGGGUGAGUGACCAAUUUAUCUCUUGGUGGUUAGAAAUGUGAUCAUUCAAGAAUCGUUCAUUUCAUAUAUUUCUUUGCC
Messenger RNA from Linum tenue, 1004 nucleotides. The record is from the annotation of a GenBank genome assembly. Lineage: Eukaryota; Viridiplantae; Streptophyta; Magnoliopsida; Malpighiales; Linaceae.